Messenger RNA from Cyprinodon variegatus (sheepshead minnow), 1992 nucleotides. It is a transcript of the gene bzw1a, whose product is annotated as basic leucine zipper and W2 domain-containing protein 1-A. NCBI's taxonomy places the organism in Eukaryota, Metazoa, Chordata, Actinopteri, Cyprinodontiformes, Cyprinodontidae. The record is from RefSeq and is a predicted model, not a curated record. The transcript is spliced from 12 exons. Gene Ontology annotation, cellular component: membrane; cytoplasm. Bases 133 to 1392 code for a protein of 419 amino acids. Gene Ontology annotation, molecular function: protein binding.
UGCGCAGUGGGCGGAGCUAUCUGGAGUCCUGACGGGAAGGUCUUUUUGUUUGGGCCGCUGUGAGAGACGACACUUGCUUUACUUCCCCUGGUUCACAACCGUUUUUUAUCUGCAUUAAUUUCGGUGUCUUUUAUGAAUAAUCAAAAGCAGCAAAAGCCAACGCUAACCGGCCAGCGUUUCAAAACGAGGAAAAGAGAUGAAAAGGAGAGAUUUGACCCUACUCAGUUUCAAGAAAGUAUCGUACAAGGCUUGAAUCAAACUGGCAGUGAUUUGGAGGCGGUCGCGAAGUUCCUUGAUGCCUCUGGCGCCAAACUUGACUACCGCCGGUAUGCAGAGACACUGUUCGACAUCCUGGUGGCCGGCGGGAUGCUGGCCCCCGGCGGGACUCUGUCUGACGACAUGACCCGCACCGAGUUCUGCCUCUUUACGGCGCAGGAAGACCUGGAGACAAUGCAAGCAUAUGCUCAGGUUUUUAACAAGCUGAUCAGGCGUUACAAGUACCUGGAGAAGGGUUUCGAAGAGGAGAUCAAAAAGUUGCUGCUGUUUCUGAAGGGGUUCACUGAGUCUGAGCGCAACAAACUAGCCAUGCUGACCGGCAUCCUGCUGGCUAACGGCAGCAUAUCCGCCUCCAUCCUGAUCAGCCUCUACAACGAAAACCUCGUCAAAGAGGGCGUCUCUGCAGCCUUUGCUGUUAAGCUGUUCAAGUCAUGGAUCAAUGAGAAAGACAUCAACUCUGUUGCUGGUAGUCUCCGCAAAGUGGGCAUGGACAACAGGCUGAUGGAACUUUUCCCUGCCAACAAAAGGAGCUGUGAGCAUUUUUCUAAGUACUUUACCGACGCCGGGCUGAAGGAGCUGUCUGACUUCGCCCGCAACCAGCAAUCCAUCGGCGCCCGCAAGGAGCUGCAGAAGGAGCUCCAGGAGAUGAUGUCCCGCGGCGACCCUCAGAAGGAGAUCAUCGCCUUCACCAGAGAGGAGAUGAAGAAGUCCAGCCUCUCUGAGCAGGCCAUGAUCAGCAUCAUCUGGACCAGCCUGAUGAGCUGCGUAGAGUGGAACAAGAAGGAAGAGCUGGUGACCGAACAAGCCAUCAAACACUUGAAGCAAUACAGCCUUCUGCUGAAAGCCUUCACCUCCCAGGGUCUGUCUGAGCUCAGCCUGCUGCUGAAGAUCCAGGAGUACUGCUACGAUAACAUCCACUUCAUGAAGGCUUUUCAGAAGAUCGUGGUGCUCCUCUACAAAGCUGACGUAUUGAGUGAAGAGGCCAUACUGAAGUGGUACUCUGAAGCCCACCUCGCCAAGGGGAAGAGCGUUUUUCUCGAGCAGAUGAAGAAAUUCGUAGAGUGGCUGAAGAACGCCGAGGAAGAGUCUGAAUCGGAUGAAGAGGAGGCGGACUGAAACCUUCAUCGCCAGUCAAGCUUUUCUUCUUUUUUUUUUCCCAUUUUGGUUGUUUUGUUUUGUAGCAGCAGGAGCAGUAGAAUGUCUUGACCCUUCCUCUUCUACCUCCUGUUACUGAUUUAUCUCCACAAACACUCACUUCCACCACUGAAACAUCUAAGCUACAUUUCAAAGUAAACCGUUGAGGCAUCGCUGCUCCCCCGGGGAGUCAGGAGACCAUGAUUUCUGCCCUCCUGAUUGAUUUCCAACGCCUCCUGUAACUGGGAAUCAUGGUGAUCCUCCAUCCUGAAGCGGGGUGGGGUUUCUAUUUAAGUUCAAGCCGUGCCACCUCAAGGCUGACAAAUGUAAAAUCAGUUUUGCCAAAGUUCUUCCUGUCCCGCUUUCCUUAAACUUUACUUAUUUUUUAUUUUAUUUCUUUGGAGAGCUCAGUUUAUUUUUGUUUCCAUUUUCUUUCCUGUUUCUGGUCAGUCCGUCUGAAGAAACGUACCCCCCCGCCCUGUAAGAUGCCUCGCCAGCUACCUGAUUAUCGUCAGUUUAUACUUUCUUUAAUCUGAUAUAAACCAAUUUGACUUUUUUAUGAAUAAAGAUUAUUGAAACGCU